CGUAACAGUUUAUGCGACAGGUGAAGGUCGGAAGACAAAAACCUUCCCAACGUGUUUAUCCAUCUUACAGUAGUACUCUCUGAUCCAUCUCAUUCCCCCCGAGAGACGGAUAUAAUAAAACCCAGAAUACGAUGCGGUUGUUAAGCGGAGCGGUGUUGCGGGCCACGAUGAGACACCGCUGUCGCUACUUUUCUGUGGCACAAAACAACUGGAACGCCAGAAAAGGUCUGGUACUCGGCGUUUACGAGAGCGAGGAGGAGGACGCCUCUCUCCAUCUGACUGAAUCAGCAGCUGGUGUCGACAGAGUUCUGUCUGGUAAACUGACUGAGCUGCUAAAGAUAUCAGGACCAGGUCUGAAGAAAGGGAAGACCAGAAUAUUCUACGGUCUUCAUGAGGACUUCCCAUGCAUAGCAGUAGUUGGUCUAGGGAGGAACUCUCUGGGUGUGUGUGGAACAGAGUACUGGGACACCUGUAAGGAGAACAUCAGGGCUGCUAUAGCAGGAGGCUGCAGGGUUCUCCAGAACCAUGUGUUGACCCAUAUCGAGGUGGACGGGUGUAAUGACAGCCAGUCAGCAGCAGAGGGAGCUGUUCUUGGGCUGUUUACUUACGAUGACCUGAAAACCAAGAAGAAGACCAGAGUCACCACACAGCUGCACGGCAGUGGAUGUGUGUCUGGCUGGGAGAAGGGCGUGUUGUACGGAGAGGGGCAGAACCUGGCCCGUUACCUGAUGGAAGCUCCAGCCAAUCACGUCACUCCGUCAGUCUUCGCUGACACCAUCACAAACAGACUGGCUCCCUACGCCGACCACGUCACCGUCCAUAAGAGGUCUCAAGAGUGGAUAGAGGAGCAGCAGAUGGGAGCUUUCCUCAGUGUUUCUAAAGGCUCAGAGGAACCGCCUGUCUUCCUGGAGCUACACUACAACGGUUGUCCUGACAACACACAGUGUCCUCUACUGCUGGUGGGCAAGGGCAUCACCUUUGACAGUGGUGGGAUCAGUCUAAAGCCUCCGUCAGGUAUGGACGCGAUGAGGGCUGAUAUGGGAGGAGCCGCCACGGUGUGUUCCGCCAUCGUCACGGCAGCAGCCCUCAACCUGCCAAUCAACAUCAUAGGUCUAGCACCUCUUUGUGAGAACAUGCCCAGUGGGAAAGCCAACAAGCCUGGAGAUGUCGUCACCGCCAAGAACGGCAAAACCAUACAGGUGGACAACACAGACGCAGAGGGACGGUUGAUCCUAGCAGAUGCUCUCUGUUACGCUCACAGCUUCAACCCCAGGGCCAUCGUCAACGCUGCUACCCUCACUGGUUAGUACCCUCACUGGUUAGU
Messenger RNA from Oncorhynchus nerka (sockeye salmon), 1324 nucleotides. It is a transcript of the gene lap3, whose product is annotated as leucine aminopeptidase 3. Lineage: Eukaryota; Metazoa; Chordata; Actinopteri; Salmoniformes; Salmonidae. The record is from RefSeq and is a predicted model, not a curated record. Gene Ontology annotation, biological process: proteolysis. Gene Ontology annotation, cellular component: cytoplasm. The coding region runs from base 132 to 1307 and encodes 391 amino acids. The transcript has 11 exons. Gene Ontology annotation, molecular function: metalloaminopeptidase activity; manganese ion binding.